GGCCCCAUCUGUGGAUCUAUUGGGUAAGGGAGCUGCCAGGGUGACGGGGAUUCAAGUUUCCUCCUUUACUGGGGAAACUGCCCCAAAAUAUUUCGAGAAUUUCUCCGAGACGGCUGCGGAAGGAGGAUUAGUCGGUCUGGGUGGCUUCGUUCGGUGCAUUGAAAAGACAGGGCGAAACAGCCUUUGCACGCUUUUCCUUAACGCGGUCCCAGCCAGGAUAAGAGAGCUGCAUGUGAAGGGUCCUUAGGGCAUGACCUAGUUCUCGGUUUGAUUGUUCCAUGGGGAAGAUACCACUCAAAACUAAGGCUCUGAUCCUGCAAACACCAGUGCAUCUGCUUAACUUUGAAUAUUUCUCUCAUUGUCCUUGAAGACAUUCCGGAAGCUGUAUAUUGAUCUUUCAUUCACUGCAAAGCUCUGUGGAAUCAAGUUAUGUCAACAGCUGCUUUAAUUAAUUUGGUUAGAAAUGGAGGGUAUCAAGUGAGAAGGAGAGCGCUGCUGACAUCCCGCCUCUUGCAAGACGACAAACGCCUGACUGCUGUGUGCCAGAGCUCCACCACAGAACGCAGGGCUUCCCGCUUCGAUCCAGACGGCAGUGGGCGUCCAGCCACAUGGGACACUUUUGGUAUCUGGGACAAUCGCAUCGAUGAGCCCAUACUCCUCCCACCCAGCAUAAAGUAUGGGAAGCCGAUUCCCAAAAUCAGUCUGGCCAAGGUGGGCUGCGCAAGCCAGAUUGGAAAGCGGAAGGAAAAUGAGGACCGGUUUGAUUAUGCUCAGCUGACAGAUGAAGUCCUGUAUUUUGCAGUGUAUGAUGGGCAUGGUGGGGCUGCAGCAGCUGAUUUCUGUGCUAAGUACAUGGAAAAGUACAUUCAAGAAUUCCUUUCCCAGGAGAAGAAUUUGGAAACCGUGUUGACCAAAGCUUUUCUAGAAAUAGACAACGCAUUUGCGAGGCAUGCUCACUUAUCUGUUGAUGCAACUCUGCUGAACGCUGGGACCACUGCAACAGUGGCCCUGCUGCAAGAUGGCAUUGAACUGGUUGUGGCCAGUGUUGGGGACAGUCGUGCACUAUUGUGUCGAAAGGGAAAGGCCCUAAAACUCACCAUUGAUCAUACUCCAGAAAGGAAGGACGAGAAGGAAAGGAUAAGGAAAUGUGGUGGCUUUAUAGCGUGGAACAGUGUGGGUCAGCCCCAUGUGAAUGGUAGACUUGCAAUGACACGGAGUAUAGGAGAUUUGGAUCUUAAAAACAGUGGAGUAACAGCAGAGCCAGAAACUAAAAGGGUUCAGUUGCAUCAUGCAAGCGAUAGCUUCCUGGUCCUUACUACAGAUGGCAUUAACUUCAUGGUGAACAGUCAAGAGAUAUGUGACUUUAUUAACCAGUGCCAUGAUCCCCCAGAAGCAGCCCAGGUUGUGACUGAGCAGGCUAUACAGUAUGGUACUGAAGAUAACAGCACUGCUGUCAUAGUACCAUUUGGAGCGUGGGGAAAAUACAAAAACUCUGAGGUCAACUUCUCAUUCAGCCGCAGCUUUGCCUCGAGCGGAAGGUGGGCAUGAGGAGCUGCUGGAAUCAGAUUUACUGUGCAAUAACCUGUAUGUCGCAUGCUACCGGAGAACACAUCUUGCCCAUUUAUUUUUCUCCCACUAUUGUACAAAAUAGUAAGCUUACUGCUUUCUGGGUAACAAACCCUAAUCAUGCACAUGUCCCAUUUUAAUUGAUGUUUUCAGAUUUUAGGCAGGUAUUCAUUUUACUGACUUUUUUUGUUUCCAAUCCCAGAGGAUGAUGGGUAGUCCUGUGCAGAUGGACUAGGUGCAGGGCAGUAAUCAAUACAUGUUUUGUUGUGACUGAUUUAUCUAGUUCUCUGUGAAAGAUUGAUAUGCUGGAUAGACUGAGCCCUGUGCUCCCCCCGUGCACAAAACACCAGGGAGAGGAGCAAACACGUAAUCAUGAGGAGAUAAAAGGUGCCUGUUUUGUCUUCCACUGUGUCACAGCCACCAGAAAAGUCCUUCUGCGCUUCAGGAGAAGCAUGUGAAAAAUAGUGGCAUGGCAAGAGAGGAUUCAGGAAUAGGCUAUUCUAUGCAGCAAGCUCCUCUGACACAACAGUGUAAGUUUAGCCCCAAAGUCCUGUCUAAAUUAAUGCUGCUAAGCAGAACAAUACCUUGACCUCUACGCUCUGCAAGUCAAAGUAUGUGCAGGCCCGGAGCCAAACGUGCAUGGCAGCCAAGGCAGAUAUGCUGCCACUGGAGGCAGAGGAGAUUCCCUACAAUGGCCUGGAGUUUGUGAGGUCUCUGCUGUCCUACGUCUCUGGCCAGUGUGGGAUUUGGAGGCCACAUUGCAGUUCUCUUUGUAAACCCUUGACACAGUUUCACUGAGAGGAACAUGAAGCUGGUCUACAGGGUUGCAAAAAGCUGCGUAUUUUUCAAAUUAAGGGGCACUGUGAAUUUGAAUUCCAUUUCUUAAUGAUUUAAUUUCUCACUAUUCCAUUUUCUAGUUGAGCUCCCUGGAAACAGUGCAACAGGAAUGUUUUAAUUCUUUUAAAAAAUGAGUAAGGGCUUUUGUGCUCUCCAGAAAAGCCAGUUGCUAGUUGACUAUGUACAGGAUGCCAUCAAGUGCACAAAGUAGACUGGAAAAAGGGGAGUGUCAUGGGGCGCAACACUCACCGCUAAACUGGUACCUCCUCCUGGUCACUCUGGGGAUUAGCUCAAGGAUGACAUCCCCCGUCCGCGGUUUGCACCCCAUCACUCUGUCUCACUUCUGCUGGCAGUCUCUCCAGGAACUGCCACAUCCUCUUUAUGACUUGGCCCUCCAGCCAUGUCACUGCCUGUGUUUUCCUCUUCCGGGAGCCAGUACCUUGCAGUCCAUUCGUCCACCCAUUUCCAUCACUGGCAAAUGUGGGGAACCCAGACCCAUCUACUAUUCCAGGUCCCAACCCAGGGACCCUGUAGUUGGCAGCCACAUGCUGCGUCCUCUCUGACUGUUCAGUACAUUUCCCUGGGCCACUUCCUUGUUCACCUUUACUUCAGGGCCCCUGCUGCUCAGUCCCUGCAGACAGCUAGGUGCUCUCUCACUCCGGUCCCUGCCAGCAGCUGCCUUGUCCAUGGUGCUAAUGCCUCUUUUAGCUGCUAGGAACCCAGUCCUUACCCCUGGAGCUCCAGGCCAUGACUGCCCAAAUCUGACCCCGCAGCUUCUUUUACA
Messenger RNA from Chelonoidis abingdonii (Abingdon island giant tortoise), 3187 nucleotides. RefSeq names its product protein phosphatase, Mg2+/Mn2+ dependent 1K (gene PPM1K). Gene Ontology annotation, molecular function: protein serine/threonine phosphatase activity; cation binding. Gene Ontology annotation, biological process: protein dephosphorylation. The record is from RefSeq and is a predicted model, not a curated record. NCBI's taxonomy places the organism in Eukaryota, Metazoa, Chordata, Testudines, Testudinidae.